AUGAACCUGAGAUCGCAGCAGCCUGCGCGGCUAGGGGGCCACCCGGGGAGGGUCUGCAGGAGGCAGUGCGAAGGCAGAGAAACUGGAAAAGCCCACCCCCCAAAACAUUUUUUUAAGCUCCCCCAUGAGCUGGCCCUGCAAGCUGAGCGCGAGGCGAAGGGCGGGCGCGCGUAUUUGGGCACCUCCUCGCUCGCCAGCUCCUUGCAAGGGAGGCGCAUCGGGGGACCCUGUGGUCUCUGGAGCCCCUUCUUCUCCGCUGGAUGCCCAGCCCAGCCUGGCCGGAGGGCGCCUCCUCUCGCCUUCCUCCGUCCCUCCCUCCGCCGGCCGAAGCGGAUCCGGUUCACGAGCCGGACGGCGGGUGGCUCUCGCCGGCCUCUCCGCGCACCUCGGAUCCGCCUCGAGGAGGAGAUGCUCGGCCCGGUGACGCUGGAGGACGUCACGGUCUCCUUCUCCCCGGAAGAGUGGGCAGGGCUGCAGGCGUGGCAGCGACGGCUCCACUGCGACGUCAUGCGAGAGAACUACGAACUGCUCACCUCCCUGGGCUGCGACCUGCGAGUCAAGGAUGAAGAAGGGGAGGAGGGGCUCUUCUCGGAGACGGUCCUCCGGCACCGGAAGCCUGAGGGCCAGACCUCGCGCCCGCAGCAAAACAGCGGCAGCAACAUGGCUGGCAAGCCUGCGGGUGGGGCGGGACUCCUGUCUCAGGGGCUGCCUGGCGCCGAAGGAGGAAGAGAUCCCGUGGGGGAAGAAGCGUCACCAUGCCCCCUAAGCUGCCCGGACUGUGGGAAGCGCUUCAAAAGCAAAAUGGCCUGCUUGACGCACCAGCGCAUCCACACCGGCGAGCGCCCCUUUGGCUGCCCUGAGUGCGGGCGGCGCUUCACCCAGCAGCAGCACCUGGGCACCCACCUGCGGGUGCACGGCGGGGAGCGCCCCUUCUCCUGCGGCGAGUGCGGUGCCGCCUUCCGGCUGCAGAAGCUGCUGCUGACGCACCGGCGCAAGGCGCACUCUGGGGAGCCGCCUCUGGCGUGCGCCGACUGCGGGAAACUGUUCAGCCACAAGCACCACCUGCUGACGCACCAGCGGGUGCACACGGGCGAGCGCCCCUUCCCCUGCUCCGAGUGCGGGAAGCGCUUCACCCAGAAGCACCACCUGCAGACCCACCAGCGGGGGCACUCGGGCGAGCGCCCCUUCCCCUGCCCCGAUUGCGGGAAGGCCUUCAAGGACCGGGCAGGGGUGCUGAUGCACCGCAUCGUCCACACGGGCGCCAAGCCGUUCGCGUGCCAGCGCUGCGCCAAGAUCUUCAGCCACAAGCACCACCUCGUGAUCCACCAGCGCGUCCACACGGGCGAGAAGCCCUUCUCGUGCCAGCUCUGCCGCAAGCGCUUCACCCAGAAGCACCACCUGCUCAGCCACGAGCGCGUCCACACCGGCGAGCGGCCCUACGGCUGCCCCGAGUGCCCACGCAGCUUCAAGGACCGCAUCACCCUCAAGCUGCACGUGCGGCUCCACACGGGCGAGAAGCCCUUCUCCUGCGGGCGGUGCGGAGAGAGCUUCCGCCUGCGCAAGGCCCUGCUCUCCCACCAGAGGGCGCACGAUGCCCCCACCCGGCUCAUCUGCACCGAGUGCGGGGAGAGCUUCCCGCGCAUGCGCAGCCUGGCCGCCCACAGGAGGAGGGCGCACCCAGCAGCGGUGGCCCACGGGGCUGGCACGAAGCCCGGACUGGCCGGCCACUCGUGCCCCCCGGCUGAGUCGCAGGCCGACGGGGAGAGAGCAGUAGGUGUCCCACCCGGAUCCUGAGGGCACAUGGCAGAAAGGGAAGAAGAGAAGAGGAGGAGGAGAGUUUGGAUUUGAUAUCCCACUUUAUCACUCCCCAAAGGAGUCUCAAAGCGGCUAACAUUCUCCUUUCCCUUCCUCCCCCACAACAAACACUCUGUGAGGUGAGUGGGGCUGAGAGACUUCAGAGAAGUGUGACUAGCCCAAGGUCACCCAGCAGCUGCAUGUGGAGGAGCAGAGACGCGAACCCGGUUCACCAGAUUACGAGUCUACCGCUCUUAACCACUACACCAAAACUGGCUCUCAAGAAGGGCAGCCUGGGCCCUGGCACACACGCUCCAGCUGCAAAGAUGCCAGCGCAGGAUUCCUAGGUUGGGUGGACAAGGGAAUGCGGCUCCCGUCUUUCAUGGCAUCAUGGAAUUGGAAGGAACCCAAAGGGUCAUCCAUCCCAACCCGCUGCAAUACCCCUUUCUCAUUGUCCUUUUCGUUUUGGAAAUUUUUGUCAGCAUUCCUCCCUCCCCCCCCCCCCCGAUCAAAAUCGAGGCCCUCCCUUUUCCCAGCUUCCCAGUUCUGCUUUGUUGCAGCACCGACUGGUUAUUGCAGGAGCAGCCACACCUAGGGAUCCAGUGUGGCCUAGUGGUUAGAGCAGUGCUUUUCAAACUUGGGACUACAACUCCCAUCAUCCCUAGCUAGCAGGGGCGGUGGUCAGGAAUGAUGGGAGUUGUAGUCCAACGACCGCCGAGGACCCAAGUUGGAGAAACGCUGGGCUAGAGUGUCAGAGCUCGUGGCGGCGUUCACAGUCCCCCUUUCUCCUGCGGAUGCCCCAUUUUGUCCCAACAACAACAACCCUGGGAGGUAGGGUGAGAGACAGCGACUGGCCCCGAAGGUCCCCCCCCCGUGAGCUGCAUGGCCCAGUGGGGAUUUGAACCCAGGCCCGUGUCCGACCCUCUUGACCCCUGCACCACCAGACUGCGGUGUGGAGGAGCUCAGCCUUCAGGGAGAGGCUCAGUGCUCAGGAUUGUAAAUGCUCCCCUCGUGGUCCCUUCCUUGCUUGCCAAACGAGAGCCCUGGAAAGUGGGCCACCUCACCAACCCGUCUCAGUUCUAAGAGACAAGAAAUUUGGGCAGCUCUUUCCGAUUCGGAUCAUCGAGUUGGAAGGGACCCUCGAGGGUCAUCUAGCCCAACCCCCUGCAAUGCAGAUGUAAGGGGGAGAGAGUACAGAGUACCUCCCCCUAUCAUCAAGAGCAGCCCCUCCCCGAGCAGCGAAGGAAGCACAGGCUCAGGGGAGGGCAGUCAGGACACGGAGAGAGAGUGCCCGGGCUCAGGCAGGAGGAAAGAGCCCAGACUCCACAGGCGGGAGGAGAGAGAAGGGGAAAAGGGGGAGAGGGAAAACAUGGAACGCAGACCCUUUCCUCCGGUUCCGGAAUUACGUAAAAGACGAAAGGGGAGGAGAUUCAGUGUCCCGCGACUUUUAUGUUGGGGACGUUCGCGCCGGGGGGCACUUCCGGAUUCUGCAUCGGAGUAAGAAGACAUGUUUCUACACCUUCCUCACUGUACAUAGCAGCACCAAUAAACACG
Zootoca vivipara (common lizard) is the source of this 3348-nucleotide messenger RNA. RefSeq lists its product as uncharacterized. Lineage: Eukaryota; Metazoa; Chordata; Lepidosauria; Squamata; Lacertidae. The record is from RefSeq and is a predicted model, not a curated record. Gene Ontology annotation, biological process: regulation of DNA-templated transcription.